AAGAUGUCACUUGUUGGAAAGUCGGAGUUUAAUGUACAAAUCAAGGCGCCAGCUUCGAAGUUCCAUGAAAUGUUCCAUAAGAAACCACACCAUAUUUCAAAUGCGUCUGGUGAUAAAGUACAUGGUUGUGAGUUGCAUGAAGGCGAAUGGGGUAAAGUUGGUUCUAUCAUUUACUGGAAUUACUCUCAAGAUGGGAAGUCUAAAGUGUCAAAGCAAGUAAUUGAAGGUGUAGAUGAGGAGAAAAAUUUGAUUACUUUUAGAAUAAUAGAAGGAGAUCUUUUAGAGCAUUACAGGACUUUUAAAUAUACUAUCCAAGCUAUUCCAAAAGGUGAGGGAAGUGUUGUUUAUUGGACUUUGGAAUAUGAGAAAAGACAUGAAAAUAUUGAAGAUUCACAGAGCUUACUUAAGUUAUGCUUUGAUGUCUCCAAAGACAUUGAUACUCAUCUUAUGGGAACUGACAAUUGAAGAAGCCGAAUCAUUGGGUCAACCCGAGUAUUCAUAAAGAUACCUAUUAUCAUUUCAAAGAUCGAUAAUUUAAUUUUUGAAUUAAAAGAAAAAUAUAUUGUGUUAUGUCACAUUAUGUGUUUAAAGUAUUGUUACUUGUAUUAUGCUUUACCUAUUCCUCUUUAUGCACUAUAUUCUAAUGUUAUGAUGGAUUGAGGAACUAGUUGUUGUCAAAUAUAUUCUUUAUUUAUGUUACGA
This is a messenger RNA of Benincasa hispida (wax gourd), 702 nucleotides long. RefSeq names its product MLP-like protein 43. The record is from RefSeq and is a predicted model, not a curated record. Lineage: Eukaryota; Viridiplantae; Streptophyta; Magnoliopsida; Cucurbitales; Cucurbitaceae. Gene Ontology annotation, biological process: defense response.